AGCUAAUUUUGUUCACGACACACCACACAUGGCCCGACAUUCAAUGGGCCAGCCUGCAAAUUCCGAUUUGUCAAUACAUCUUGCUGAGAUGUCAGUCCACCAUUCUGUCCUUGCCUAAAUAAAAUUAAAAUAACAUUGAUUGAUGUCCAAAUUCUGCGGCUGCCGAGAUGAAGAUUACGGACAGCGUGUUGCGAAGUUUUAGGGUUGCUAGGACAUUCCGGGAGAAUUCGCAGAAAGUCAACUGUGUGGACUACAGCUCGAACGGCGAGAGUGCAAUAUCUAGUAGCGACGACGACUCCAUUGUUUUAUAUGACUGUCAGGAGGGAAAACCAAUACGGACCCUGUACAGUAAGAAGUACGGAGUAGACCUAAUCCGGUAUACACAUGGGGAUGCCAACACAGUGGUCUACAGCUCCAACAAACUAGAUGAUACCAUCCGAUACCUGUCUCUCACUGACAACAAGUACAUUCGCUACUUCCCUGGGCACACUGAUAGGGUUGUUGCUCUCUCCAUGUCACCGGUGGAUGACACAUUUAUCUCUGGUUCCUUGGAUAUGACCAUACGACUCUGGGACCUGCGCUCUCCAAACUGUCAGGGUCUUACUAAUCCUUUGGGGAAGCCUGUUUGCUCCUAUGACCCCGAGGGCCUGAUAUUCGCUGCUGGGGUCGAUUCUGAGGCGAUUAAACUGUACGACCUCCGCUCCUUUGACAAGGGCCCAUUCGCCUCCUUUGAGACUCUGUUCAGCCGUGUCUGUGAGUGGACUGGACUGAAGUUCAGUAGGGACGGGAAGCAGAUUCUCAUCUCUACCAACGGGGGUGCUAUUCGGAUCCUAGAUGCCUUCAAUGGAUCCGUGCUGCACACUUUCUCAGGCUACAACAACAGUAAAGGCAUUUCAUUGGAGGCCUGCUUCACCCCAGACUCAGACUUUGUCAUGAUUGGUUCAGAGGAUGGGAGGGUCCAUGUGUGGAGUACAGAGAGUGGGAUGAAAAUAGCUGUUCUGGACGGGAAGCAUUCAGGACCAAUCAACACACUGCAGUUUAACCCUAAAUACAUGACGUUUGCCAGCGCCUGCUCCAAUAUGGCGUUCUGGCUUCCCUGUGUAGGAGACUGAUAAAGGUGUGGGACCACAGAGACAAACUGUCAUCAUCAUUACCCAGGAUGCCUUUCUCCUUUCAUGUUGCUGAGUAUACAGAGACCGAACACUACUCUAACGGCUCCAUAUGAAAUUGUAGGCACAUUAAGGCAUUGGUGAAAGGGAUUCCACUCACGAUUAACCACGAGGAGAACUGUCACUCUGUAAACUGAUUUAUUUGCCAAAUGGGGAAGGUUACAUGAGGGAAUCACUAGAGCUGUGGGAGACAGUAGUUAUUGUCCACUGUGAUAGGUGCUUGUUGAAAAGUUUUUAUGAGUAGAGAAUACCUGUGGUGUACUACUGACAAACACUUGUUUUUAUAUAUUUCGUUUUUUUCAACUGUGAUUCUGAGCAAGGUGCUACAAUGUAUUAAUUAGCAGACAAUUAUGACCUUUUAACUUUUUAAUACAGUGACAACUCCAAUCAAGUAUGCAUUUUAACUGCGGAGACACGUUUUAUUGGGAAUUCAAUAUUUGUUUUAUUUUGUACUGUUUAUUCAGAAAGUAUUAAAGUGUUUUACGUCUAAUGUA
This is a messenger RNA of Oncorhynchus mykiss (rainbow trout), 1663 nucleotides long. Its product is annotated as WD repeat-containing protein 82. The record is from RefSeq and is a predicted model, not a curated record. Gene Ontology annotation, molecular function: protein binding; chromatin binding. Lineage: Eukaryota; Metazoa; Chordata; Actinopteri; Salmoniformes; Salmonidae. Gene Ontology annotation, cellular component: Set1C/COMPASS complex.